Molecule: messenger RNA, 504 nt
Organism: Cetraspora pellucida
Lineage: Eukaryota; Fungi; Glomeromycota; Glomeromycetes; Diversisporales; Gigasporaceae
Source: the annotation of a GenBank genome assembly
AUGGAAACUCAAGACUCAAUUACAACAACAAAUAAUCAAAAUACAGUACAGUCUUAUGAUGAAACAACUCAAUAUCCAAUAAAAACCCAAGUGACUGUAGAACAAAAUUACAAUGUACUUGAAAACUUGAUAAAAAAAGUUGGUGAUCUUGAGUUAUCUGUUUGGGAAGAAAAAACAAGAAGAAUUAAAUUAGAAAAAAAAAUAAAAAAAAUUAAGAAAAAAAAUGCUAAAGAUAAUAAAAAAAAAGAAAAAUAUAAUUCUCAAUUAUUGGCACUUGAUAAAGAAGAAAAAUCAGCUAUAGAAUUUGUUGAAUUCUAUAAGACAACUUGGUUGGAUGGUGUUGAAAAAGCUAUUGCUAGAGGAAAUAGUGUCUUUCCAGUUAUAGGAGGUGCUGUAGGUGGUUUAAUAGCUGUAGGUGUUGGAUAUAGUAAAAUUGAUAAAAUAUCUGGUAUGUAUGAAAUGGAAAAACAUGAAAAAUUAUUACAAAAAACUUAUCAAAAAUAG